Symbiodinium natans is the source of this 492-nucleotide messenger RNA. NCBI's taxonomy places the organism in Eukaryota, Dinophyceae, Suessiales, Symbiodiniaceae. The record is from the annotation of a GenBank genome assembly.
AUGUCGCGUGCGCUGCUUGCUUGGGCUCUGCUGGCUCAAGCCGUGGCUGUGGACGAUGAGGUCAAAAGCCUUCCGGGGGUCGGCGUGUUGAAGAACAAGCACUAUGCGGGCUUCGCCGUCGUGAAUCAAACGACGGACAGGACGUCGCAGAAACGAUACCCUGGAUCGGCAGCAGUUCCAGGACAAGACUUGGCGCGUCACAGCCACUGCCGGCGUUGUCGUGACGGUGUGCCCCACAAGCAGGAGCUCCCGGACAAGACGACGCCGAUGUGUUUGGCCAGACUCGCAACACCCAGCUCGCUGGAAUACUCUAUUUUACUUCAGAUGGUGGUGGCACGGCGCGCCGCCGGAUUGGCCGGCCAUCACUUGAACCUUGAACGCGGCAGCAACGCGAUCGAUGGGUGGGUUCAGGUGCUGCAAUCUCCAGCCUCUCCCGGAGCCCCGCGCAAGUUGCUGGAUGCGUUCAUGGGACCAUAUGCUCGUGGCAUAUAG